GCGAGCUGCGGCAGCGCCCAGAGUGGGGGGGGACGGUGUUAGCGCUCCGUGAUCUUUCUGUCCGCUGGAAAACUCUCUUCGCCCACCUUUCGUCAUGAAAGCCUUCAGUCCGGUGCGGUCUGUCAGAAAAAACGGACUCUCGGAGCACAACCUGGGCAUCUCCCGGAGCAAAACCCCCGUAGAUGACCCCAUGAGCCUGCUGUACAACAUGAAUGACUGCUACUCCAAGCUGAAGGAGCUGGUGCCCAGCAUCCCGCAGAACAAGAAAGUGAGCAAGAUGGAAAUCUUGCAGCACGUCAUCGACUACAUCCUGGACCUGCAGAUCGCCUUGGACUCGCACCCCAGCAUCGUCAGCCUCCACCACCAGAGACCCGGGCAAAACACUUCCUCCAGAACCCCUCUGACCACCUUAAACACAGACAUCAGCAUUCUCUCGCUACAGGCGUCCGAGUUCCCCUCAGAGCUCAUGGCAGGCGACAGCAAAGCACUUUGUGGCUGAAUCAAACGGUGUUCCACUGAUGAGAUUUUUUUUUUUUUGCACAAGAAAAUGUCUACAAGAUUUUUUUUUGAGGUGCUGAAUUUAUUUUUCAGCUGUAUCUGGAGGGGAAAAUCCACAUCUAACUAAAAGGACCUUUUAAAAUUAAUAACGAAGAAAAAAAAUCAAGAUUGAUCUUUAUCCCCACCCCAUGCUUCAAGUUGGACUGAACCUAGUUAUUUAUGAAGAGACUCUUAAUACCCUUUCCCUAGUUGGAAGGCUUCCUUUAUAUACUAUUCCCAACAUGGGGAGCGAAACAAAAUCUCACAAGGAGUUGCCCAUUUUCAAGCAGACUUUGCCUUUUUUUACCAAAGGUGGAGCGUGAGUACCAGAAGGAUCCAGUGUUCAGUUUAUUAGGAAAGUCUGUGGUCAGAAAUUACCUUUUUGACACAAACCUAGGACUGAAUGCUGUGUAUAUAUUUAUAUAUAAAUAUAUAUAUAUAUGAGUGAAACCUGGUGAACUCUUUAAUUAAGAGUUUUCUUGUAUAGUGGCAGAAAUUUACGUUUCUGCAGAAAGUGUAAUGAUGUACUUAAUCAUGCUAAACUUUUUAUAAAAGUUUAGUUGUAAACUUAACCCUUUUUAUACAAAAUAAAUCAAGUGUGUUUAUUGAACUGAUUGCUUGUUAUUCUUUGGGGACCAACUGUUUGCUGGCUUUGAUUUGUUGUGUGUUAUUUUUAAAUACUUAUACAUUCUGUUAUGGCUUUAUCAAGUAAAUUCAAGUAUGUAGAGAAUAUAAAGAAUAAAAUUACCUGAAAUGAAUAA
Mesitornis unicolor (brown roatelo) is the source of this 1298-nucleotide messenger RNA. It is a transcript of the gene ID2, whose product is annotated as inhibitor of DNA binding 2, dominant negative helix-loop-helix protein. Gene Ontology annotation, biological process: circadian regulation of gene expression; cell differentiation; negative regulation of transcription by RNA polymerase II. The record is from RefSeq and is a predicted model, not a curated record. Gene Ontology annotation, cellular component: nucleus; cytoplasm. Gene Ontology annotation, molecular function: transcription regulator activity; protein dimerization activity. Lineage: Eukaryota; Metazoa; Chordata; Aves; Mesitornithiformes; Mesitornithidae. The transcript has 3 exons. Bases 95 to 499 code for a protein of 134 amino acids.